GUUAGUGUCAGAGUUUGAAUAUAAUCAUUAUAAUGGCUGGAUUUGGCUUUGUAGACCAGGCAGUAAAAUCUAUAAACACUGUAGAAGAAUACAUUAAAGUAGGGAUGGAUAUUGCAAAUGAAGUUGCUCUAGAUUUUUUGGAAAGUAACAAAGAACAGUCAGAGAAAAGUAUUAAUGAGAUACGGAAAGUGAUCUUGAAUUUCGUCAAGAUGGACCAAGAAAUAAAACAUCUUCAGGAGGCAGUAGAAUAUGUUAAACAACAGCCUCAGGACAAUGGCGUGAGUUUAGAAAGUCUUCUUGACAAGAAACUGGUUGAGCUGGAUGCAGGAACCACUGUUUCAAUGUUACUACAGCAUGAGAAGGUACAGGAGUUCAAUCAACGAAUGUGGGAAACUUUACAUCCAGAUGAAGCCUACUCGGCAGCAGAGUUUGGUUUUCCAGCACCAGGUACUGACGCAGAGGUUGAAAUGACCCAGGAAAAUGUGAACACAAAAUGUCCCUACACUGGUAUGGAGAUGGUAAACCCAGUAAGAAACAAAAAUUGUGGACAUAAUUAUGACAUGGAGGGUAUCCAACAGUAUAUCAAACAAAGGAAGAAGAAAGCGAAGUGCCCAAUUGCAGGCUGUUCUAAUGAAAAACCAGUGGAAAUGUCGGACUUAGAAGAGAAUAAAGAAUUGAAAAGACAUAUUGACAGAGUAAACAGGAUUGCGAAAAAAGGAAAGAAAUAGUUACUUAGAACAAAUUAUUCACCACCACGUGUUCAGAAAAACAAUGUGUUACAAAUAGUUACAUGGACAUAAUGACUUCAUUGUGUAAUAUAGUAUAUGUACAUAAUGACUUCAUUGUGUAAUAUAGUAUAUGUACAUAAUGACUUCAUUGUGUAAUAUAGUAUAUGUACAUAAUUUCUAACAUGAUUUGACAAUAUAUAUUUAUACUAUUACCUGUACAAUUUGUCUUUUUUUUUCACCAUAGAUAAUUCUUUUUAUGCCCCCACAAUGUGGGAGCAUAUAGCGUUGCACUUGUCCGUCCGUCCGUCAGUCCCGAAAUCUUGUGAACGCAACUGCUCUUAAACCGAAUGGCAGAUUUUGCUUAAACUUACAGGGAUGAACAACCUUAAUGUGUAGAUGGUAGUAAAGGAAGGAAUUUUCGCUGCGACCAAAUUUAACAGAAUUAUGGCCCUUUGUUGAUUUUUUCACUAUAUACUAUGUAGAAAUUUUGUGAACGCAACUCCUCUUAAACCGGAUGGCAGAUUUUGCUUAAACUUACAGGGAUGAACAACCUUAAUGUGUAGAUGGUAGUAAAGGAAGGAAUUUUUGCUGCGACCAAAUUUAACAGAAUUAUGGCCCUUUGUUGAUUUUUUCACUAUAUACUAUGUAGAAAUUUUGUGAACGCAACUCCUCUUAAACCAGAUGGCAGAUUUUGCUUAAACUUACAGGGAUGAACAACCUUAAUGUGUAGAUGGUAGUAAAGGAAGGAAUUUUCGCUGCGACCAAAUUUUACAGAAUUAUGGCUCUUUGUUGAUUUUUUCACUAUAUACUAUGUAGAAAUUUUGUGAAUGCAACUCCUCUUAUACCGGAUGGCAGAUUUUGCUUAAACUUUCAGGGAUGAACAACCUUAAUGUGUAGAUGGCAGUAAAGGAAGGAAUUUUUGCUGCAACCAAAUUUAACAGAAUUAUGGCCCUUUGUUGAUUUUUUCAUUAUAUACUAUGUAGAAAUUUUGUGAACGCAACUCCUUAAACCGGAUGGCAGAUUUUGCUUAAACUUUCAGGGAUUAACAACCUUAAUGUGUAGAUGGUAGUAAAGGAAGGAAUUUUUGCUUUGACCAAAUUUAACAGAAUUAUGGGACUUUGUUGAUUUUUAGUUUUCAACUUGUUGCACAUGUAGUCCAAAAAAUAUUUGACCUACAGUCGUAAGAUUGACAGAACAGUGGCGUGUGGGGGCAUCCGUGUCCUAUGGACACAUUUCUAGUUAUGUAUAUGUAUUUGUGCCACUAAAGUUAUUCUCUUGACCACCUUUCCAAGUCGUCUUCUGUCAAGGACAUUGGUGGGGGUAUGAAUCGCAUUCAGCGAUAGUUCUAGUUUUUUGUGCAUUCAGCUAUAAAGAUGACUGUUGUGAGGGUAUUUUAUCACAAGACAGUAGAUCUCAUUUAUGAACAAACAGAAAUGAGUGUAAGUUGUGUUUUCAUUAUGGAUAACGUGACAAGUUUUACUGGUCAUGUGACAUUUCAACCUGGAAAUUAUUUUUAUCCAAAGCUUCUUUUACAUAUUGAGUACAGAUGAUUUGACAAGUGUAGACACACCUGAUGCAAAAUAGAGGAUAUUGAAUGAGUUUAAGUUCAACACUGAAAAUUGCACGAGUUGAAUAAAAUUAUAUUAUGCGAGCCUCUGGCAAGCAUAAUAUUAUUUCAUUCAAGGAUUUCAAUAAAUUCAGUAAUGGACCUACACGAAUUUAAUAUUCUAUUUAUCACAUACCAAAAAUAAAGACUGUUUCAAGUGAAAAAAGAGUCAUUUUUCAUUGACGCGCCUAUAGUAUAACGCAAACAUCUAACGCGUCUUAACACUAUGUAUAACGCUAAUGACGUCAUGUCAAAAAAUAUGCACGGCCGUGCAAUACCAUUUUUACAUGUCACAAAAUGGACACGGAUGUGUGAUAAAAUUGUCUUUGUUUUUUGUUUAUCAAACAACAUAUUUUCCAUUUUAUAUAUAAAAGUAAAUGCUAACAAGUAAAUGCUAUUAUUUCUAUUUUUCGUGAACAUUUUAUAGUGAUCUGAAGACACCACUUACGUUUAUAUUUUAUAGGAGUAAUUGUAUCUAUUUCUUAGGCAUAAGUGCCUUGAUUAUCAGAAUGAAAAUAAGUACAUAAUAU
This is a messenger RNA of Ruditapes philippinarum (Manila clam), 2864 nucleotides long. RefSeq names its product E3 SUMO-protein ligase NSE2-like. Gene Ontology annotation, molecular function: SUMO ligase activity; zinc ion binding. NCBI's taxonomy places the organism in Eukaryota, Metazoa, Mollusca, Bivalvia, Venerida, Veneridae. The record is from RefSeq and is a predicted model, not a curated record. The transcript is spliced from 5 exons. Gene Ontology annotation, biological process: double-strand break repair via homologous recombination; protein sumoylation. Gene Ontology annotation, cellular component: nucleus; Smc5-Smc6 complex. The coding region runs from base 33 to 728 and encodes 231 amino acids.